Saimiri boliviensis boliviensis (Bolivian squirrel monkey) is the source of this 2859-nucleotide messenger RNA. RefSeq names its product threonyl-tRNA synthetase 1 (gene TARS1). The record is from RefSeq and is a predicted model, not a curated record. NCBI's taxonomy places the organism in Eukaryota, Metazoa, Chordata, Mammalia, Primates, Cebidae. Gene Ontology annotation, cellular component: mitochondrion; cytoplasm. Gene Ontology annotation, biological process: threonyl-tRNA aminoacylation. Gene Ontology annotation, molecular function: ATP binding; threonine-tRNA ligase activity.
CUUCUGCAGUUGUCCCUCCUCAUCCACCGCGCCCAGAUUUCCUAGAAGGGCUGUCACCCAACAAGCCUUUCUAUUGGCUUAGAGGGGGGAGGGCCCGCCUUCCCCUGUUGUCCAUUGGCUGCCCGUUACGCCGCAGGUUGCGGGCAGAGUUAGGGCGCCUUUCGAUUGCAUCAGCUAAUCCUGUGGAAGCCAAGUGGCGCAAGCGCAGUGUUCCCGGGCGCUCUGGCCCAUCUCCGUUCCGCCUCUUUGCUCCUCUCCUCUAGACUGUCGUUUUCGGGUUCUCACAUCGCUUCGUGAUUCACCAAUGUUUGAGGAGCAGCCCAGCAGUUCUUCAGGGAAGAUGGAAAGCGAGGAGAAGCCGAUUGGUGCUGAUGAGGAGAAGCGAAAGGAAGGAGGCAAGAAGAAGAACAAAGAAGGAUCUGGAGAUGGAGGUCGAGCUGAGUUGAAUCCUUGGCCUGAGUAUAUUUACACACGUCUUGAGAUGUACAAUAUACUAAAAGCAGAACAUGAUUCUAUUCUGGCAGAAAAGGCAGAAAAAGAUAGCAAGCCAAUUAAAGUCACUUUGCCUGAUGGUAAACAGGUUGAUGCGGAAUCUUGGAAAACUACACCAUAUCAAAUUGCCUGUGGAAUUAGUCAAGGCCUGGCUGACAACACCGUUAUUGCUAAAGUAAAUAAUGCUGUGUGGGACCUGGACCGCCCUCUGGAAGAAGAUUGUACCCUGGCACUUCUCAAGUUUGAGGAUGAGGAAGCUCAGGCAGUGUAUUGGCACUCUAGCGCUCACAUAAUGGGUGAAGCCAUGGAAAGAGUCUAUGGCGGAUGCUUAUGUUACGGUCCGCCAAUAGAAAAUGGAUUCUAUUAUGACAUGUACCUCGAAGAAGGGGGCGUGUCUAGCAACGAUUUCUCUUCUCUGGAGGCUUUAUGUAAGAAAAUCAUUAAAGAAAAGCAAGCUUUUGAAAGACUGGAAGUUAAGAAAGAAACUUUACUGGAAAUGUUUAAGUACAACAAGUUCAAAUGUCGGAUAUUGAAUGAAAAGGUGAAUACUCCAACUACCACAGUCUACAGGUGUGGCCCUCUGAUAGAUCUCUGCCGGGGUCCUCAUGUCAGACACACGGGCAAAAUUAAGGCUUUAAAAAUACACAAAAAUUCCUCCACGUACUGGGAAGGCAAAGCAGAUAUGGAGACUCUCCAGAGAAUUUAUGGCAUUUCAUUCCCAGAUCCUAAAAUGUUGAAAGAGUGGGAGAAGUUCCAAGAGGAAGCUAAAAACCGGGAUCAUAGGAAAAUUGGCAGGGACCAAGAACUAUAUUUCUUUCAUGAACUCAGCCCUGGAAGUUGCUUUUUUCUGCCGAAGGGAGCCUACAUUUAUAACGCCCUUAUUGAUUUCAUUAGGAGUGAAUAUAGGAAAAGAGGAUUCCAGGAGGUAGUUACCCCGAACAUCUACAACAGCCGACUCUGGAUGACCUCGGGCCACUGGCAGCACUACAGCGAGAACAUGUUUUCCUUUGAGGUGGAGAAAGAGCAGUUUGCUCUGAAACCUAUGAACUGCCCAGGACACUGCCUUAUGUUUGAUCAUCGGCCAAGGUCCUGGCGAGAGCUGCCUCUGCGGCUAGCUGAUUUUGGGGUACUUCAUAGGAAUGAGCUGUCUGGGGCACUCACAGGACUCACCCGGGUACGAAGGUUCCAGCAGGAUGAUGCUCACAUAUUCUGUGCCGUGGAGCAGAUUGAAGAUGAAAUAAAAGGUUGUUUGGAUUUUCUACGUACGGUGUAUAGCGUAUUUGGAUUUUCUUUUAAACUGAACCUUUCUACUCGCCCGGAAAAAUUCCUUGGAGAUAUUGAAGUAUGGAAUCAAGCUGAGAAACAACUUGAAAACAGUCUGAAUGAAUUUGGUGAAAAGUGGGAGUUAAAUUCUGGAGACGGAGCUUUCUAUGGUCCGAAGAUUGACAUACAGAUUAAAGAUGCGAUUGGGCGGUACCACCAGUGUGCAACCAUCCAACUGGAUUUUCAGCUGCCCAUCAGAUUUAAUCUUACUUUUGUAAGCCAUGAUGGUGAUGAUAAGAAAAGGCCAGUGAUUGUUCAUCGAGCCAUCUUGGGGUCAGUGGAAAGAAUGAUUGCUAUCCUCACGGAAAACUAUGGGGGCAAAUGGCCCUUCUGGCUGUCCCCUCGCCAGGUAAUGGUAGUUCCCGUGGGACCAACCUGUGAUGAAUAUGCCCAAAAGGUACGGCAACAAUUCCAUGAUGCUAAAUUCAUGGCGGAUGUUGAUCUGGAUCCAGGCUGUACAUUGAAUAAGAAGAUUCGAAAUGCACAGUUAGCACAGUAUAACUUCAUUUUAGUUGUUGGUGAAAAAGAGAAAAUCAGUGGCACUGUUAAUAUCCGCACAAGAGACAAUAAGGUCCACGGGGAACACACCAUUUCUGAAACUAUGGAGCGGCUACAACAGCUCAAGGAGUCCCGCAGCAAACAGGCAGAAGAAGAAUUUUAAUGAAAAAGAUUUGCCCAAGUUGGCUCCAUGGAAAAGGAGGAGCAGUGUUUCCAUGACAUUGAUUUUGUACUCUGAAAACAUCAAUUUAUAUUGAACUUGGAGGAGUUUGGCAGAGUCCAAAUAGGUCAACCUGUAGGUACAACCAUUUUUGACCUAGUCAGUUUUUAAACAAUGUGCAUUUGAAGGAGUUAAUUAAAAGAGAGCCAGUGAACUGAUUUUACUCAUUCCACACCUGAUUACUGGAAAUGAAACAUCAGAAAUGCUUUGGUGUAAUGUGGGAGAACUUUUUUAUAAAUUUAAUGCAGUUGAAAAAAUUUUCAAAUUCAAUUAAUAUGAAAACUAGAAUUAUGGUGUAAAAAUUAAAAAAGAAUUUAUUCACAUAA